GCCUGGAAUAGAGUUGUUAUGGUUGUAACGAGCCCCCCAGCACAAAAGUGCAAAUAUCUCUGUAUUUGCAGUGUUUCAAGCAGAAACACUGCACAUACCAACUCGUAGAACCAUGAUCACUUUAAAAGCAGAAGUUGAUAGUUGGAGUAACCCCUUUAAGUGACACAAGGGGAUAUUGUAUGGACAGAAUGUCAUUCUGAUGUCACAGACUCUCUGAUAUAAAAGUGUUUCCUUUCCUCUGAUGUAACUACACAUAAGUUACACACCCUCUGCAGCCGGUUGCAGAGAGGCAGAGAGUUGGAAGACUGCAAAGGCAGAAAGUAGUUAUUCCAGAGUUCUGACUUUUAGAAAAAGUAAUUGAUUCUCUUGCAUCCUUCUUCGAAGCUCCUGGAUUUAACCCUUGUUGGAACAAGGUGUGAGAACCAGCAGAAUGGAGUCUAAGAAGGUAGGUGAUCAAGCAGCAUUAUUAAGACAUCAGUCUGGUACAGACAGUUUACAAACAUAUGUGUUCAGGUACAGAUUGCUGCUUGGACAACUAGGCAACUUUUUGGAAGGGCUGGAGAUGACCAAAUGGUCCAUUAUGGUUCCAAUUACAUAGUCCUCAGCAAAGGCGGCAUCUUAAAAAUGAGUUCAGGUAAUUAGGAUCCAAACAUAGGAAAAUUACCACUGUAGAAGCAUUUUUUAGACACUACCUUUACAUGUGGAUGAAGUCUUAGUAUACAAAGGAAAAUGCAUGCUGAAAUAUCCAUGCUGUGGCUAUACCGGAGUUGGAGAAUUUUUCCAGAUCAACUGUUUUUUUUGCCUAAAUGUUAACAUUCAGAUAAAAAUUUUGCUACAAUACAGAGUUUGGGAAAUAAGCAUGGCAGAGAGUGAAGAACUGUUAGUUCCGAGAAAGGAAUGGUGCAUACAAUUGUAUACACAGUAGUGUAUAUGGAAGACGCAUGUUUGUCUUCACAAAAACAAACAGCUAUAACAUCAAACGAACCCAAUUGUUUCAUUGGUUGUAUAACAUUAACUUGUGAAACAUUUAACGGGUACGAAGGGUUAACUGGGCUUGGUAACAAGAAAUGACUAGAAUGUUAUCACUGUAUUACAGACUAAAAACUAAUAUUUGGUGGGCAGAUUAAAGAUCUAAAUAUACUGUUUUAGUAGGCUAAAACUCGUUUGUAACUAAAGUUGGUGGAGGAAGCAAAGGGAUGAGGAAUGAUGAUAAAGAGGCACAUGUUCAGUGUUGUUUAAAUGAAAUGACAAAUAAUGUCAUCUUCCCAAAGCUAGAAUUUUCAAUUAAAGAACUGGUAUACAAGAUACUUGUGAUAAUAUGGAAGCCCAAUGGAUUGUACCUCCUCUUAAAAAAAGAAAGUACAAAGCUAUUAAGAUGUAAUACUCAACUAUUAGAAUAUUGGAACUAGUAGUUUAAGGAAAGGGAACACAUUUUUGGUCAUGCUAACCUGCAGCUUCACAUCUCAAUUCGUUGAGCUGUGUAGCUUCGUGUUUUCGUAUCAAAUCACAACAGAAUCAGAUACCAUAAAUCUGCACUAACCUUCUUCUCUGACCCAACUCUGAGCUUCAUAAGAGAAUUGAUUUUCUUAGCUAAGGCAUCUGUCAGGACUCUUACAGAACUCUUACAGAGACUAGAAAGGUUCUCCAUCCCAAUUCCCAUUCCCUUUACAGGAGUCUACAUGGCUCACAAAUUACAGUGCUGAUAAACAGCAGUCAUUAAGAUAGGGAGAGUUCAGGAAUUAUUGUUCGUUCAAGUGUGCGGUUGCAAUAGCAGCCAACAAUGUCCUGUAAUGUCCUGUAAUACAGAUGCAUGUUUGGCUUUUUUUGCCAGAUAAUUUUAUAUACUUUAUGUUGACAUUAUGUCAACACAAUUUAUUUUUUAUAUUGCUCUGGCAUUUUAGAAGCCACAACUUAGAAACAGCUUCAUGCAAUGUAUUUGUCCGAUUGUCAUUUGUUUAGAUAUAAGAGCAUCAUGUGCACGAUCUAUUCCAGGGGUAGGCAACCUUUUAGCAGCACUGUGCCGAUAUAGGAUUGUGAUGUCCCGUAGCGUGCUGGUCCUAUUUUUUUUUUAAAUUGAGGGGUGUAUGCUGCCAUAUUCUGCUUGUGUUAUUUAUACUGUAAUUGCUUUGUAUUGUUGUAUUUGUGCGUAUAUAAGCUAUUAUAUUGUAGAUGUUUACAAGUAGUUUAUGGUAUUGUGUAUGAUACCUAUGAAUGCGUGCUGUGUAUGGGGGCUGCUUGUGGAAUUGUGUGGAUGGAUAUGUCACAUUGUGUGUUUAGUAGUGCGUGUAUGUGUGGGGGCUGUUUGGGGUAUUGCAUGUGAGAUUGUGUGCAUGAAUGUGGAUUGUUAGCGGGUUACGUUUGUGGAGAUUGUGUUUUGUGUUUGUGUGUGGGCUGUUUGUGUUAUUUGUAUGAGGGGAGACUUAUUCUGCAUUUCUGCGUAUAUCUAGCAGUGUGGGUGGCUUCCCUGGGUUCCAGUGGGGACCAGGCUGGCCAGGUACAGGUCAAGGACAGGACCUGCAACAGCAGCUGCAGGCUGCUCUACUACAGUGUGGAUUCCCAUUCACAAGUGCUGGGAGUAAGUGAUCUGAAAUAACUUACUCUAUGUGCUGCAAUGCAUAAAUUGAGGAUUGUCCUUCACCACCUUUUCGUAUUAGCAGAUAUCUGAAGUUUCACUGGGACUCCUGAUAGGCCAGAGCCUGUUUGGCUCUAGCAGCCUUGAGUGCCGUGCAAAGACACCUCGAGUGCCGUGCGUGGCACUAGUGCCGAAGGUUGCCUACCCCUGAUCUAUUCUAUACAUUUGCUUUGUAUGUUUCAAAGAUAUAUCACUCCCACAUUUUGAUUUCUCAAACACAACUGGAUAGUGGAGGGUUAAAUAGCACAACAUUAGUUUGGGUGUCACUAAAGCAUUACAUUUUAGGUAGGGCAGCUUCAGUAAGGCAACCGAGCAUUUAUUUACAGCCCAUUUACAUAGUUACAUAGUUACAUAGAUGAAAAGAGACAUGCAUCCAUGAAGUUAUUCUUUCUCAUAUCUUUUUUUUUUAACUGUUUAAAGCAUUUUCCAAUUUUGCAACAAACUAGGAAAUAAUUCCUUCUUGACCCCAGAAUGGCAGUCAAAUCUCUCCUUGGAUCGAGUAGCUACUACCCCACAUGUGAAAAACGACAUCCUUGAAUAAUAUGUUUUUGAAAGUAGGCAGAUAUUUAAACAUCUGUGAAGACUGAUAAAACCACCUCUUACUGUAAAAAAAACAAACAAAAAAACACCUUUCUUUUGCCUUGGAAUAAAUCUCUUUUCUUCCAGUCUAAAUGCCACGUGUCCUAUGUAUAGUUUUGCUUAUAAAUAGAUUUCCAGAUAAUGCUUUGCAUUGGCCCCGAAUAUAUUUGUAUAAUGCUAUCAUAUCUCCUUUGAGGCAUAAUUUUUCUAAACCAGACAAAUUUAAAUUUGUUAACUUUUCGUCAUAGCUAAAAUGUUCCUUUCCUUUUAUGUAGCCCCCUAAUUUUGUAGUCGCCUCUGCACUUUUUCUAGUGCCAUAAAAUCAUUCAUUAUAAGAGGUGCCCAUACUUGCACAACAUAUUCAAGGGGUGGUCUUACCAUUGAUUUAUAAAGAGGAAAUAUUUUAUUUUUAGCCUGAGAAUGAAUGCCCCUUUUUGUACAUGACAAUAUCUUACUGGCCUUAGCAACUGCUGAUUGACUUUGCCAGUUGUUGCCUAGGUUGUUGUCUAUAACAAUUCCCAAAUACUUCUCAUGUGUUGGAUAAAUUGGAAGUAGCAGCAUGUGUAAACUAUAAAGAUGUUGAAAGAACUUGAAAAUCAGAUAGGCUAACCUAUCAUAUAUAAAACAAAUAAAAAAUUUUAGGUAUGUUAUUGUCAAAAAAGAAGAGAAGAGCAAUGUUUGUUUAUUCAUAUCUGAAAUGGAAAGGUUGGUUAGCGAGGAUCAGGCAAUGACUUAAAUAAGUUAAACAUUUUGUGUUCUUCAGUAUGUAGCAAUGCAUAAUUAAUGUCUGAGGGUUGGUAUGUUAUGAAAUCCUUGCAGCAAAGGUAUUGAGCUAGCAAAGGAACACUUGCUAAAGCUAUUCAUUGGACACCAUGAACACAAAACAACUUUAGAUAGUUAAAUGGUUUUGGUGUAUAGAUUGUGCCCCUGCAAUCUUACUGCUAAAUUCUCUGCCAUUUAGGAUUUGAAUCACUUUGUUUAUACAGCCCUAGUCACACCUCCAUGCAUGGGACCUACACAGUCUUCCUACACAUUUCCUGUAAAGAGAGAUCUAAUGUUUGAAUCUCCCAGACUGUUUAAUAUAGAAUUUUAAUAACAUCUGCUCUGUUACUAGCCUGCUUUGUGUGAUUCAACGUUAAAUGAAUAGAGCAGGAGUUAAAAACGUCUAAAGUAAACACAGUUUGCUUUCAGAUCUAUUUGAAAAUGAAACCAUUUUAAUGCAGGUUUUUUGAGUAACAGCCAGGGGAGAUGGCUGAGAGUGAAAAUGAUUUCACUCCUAAAUGGGAGUGAAUUGAGUGUUAAGUUGAGGCAUGAUGUAUACACUAAAACUGCUUCAUUAAAUUAGAAUUUAUUUGGUGCUUUAAGUAUCCUUUUAAAAUUAAAUCCCUUGCUUCAAUUGUUGAGGUUAGGACUCUAUCAAAUAUUCUGUACUCUGCCCUUGGGUUUUUACAUCCAAGAUGCAUUAUCUUGUACUUAUCCACAUUAAAUGUCAGUUGCCACAACUCUGGCCAUUUGUUUAGUUUAAUAAAAAUCACACAAAAUGCUAAGGUUGUUCCCCUUUACAAGAGAAACUACCAAGCAAGCCGGUAAAAUGAUAAGCAGACACUAAUAUUAAAGGACCACUAUAGUGCCAGGUAAACAUACUCGUUUUCCUGGCACUAUAGUGCCCUGAGGGUGCCCCCACCCUCAGGGUCCCCCUCCCGCCCGGCUCUGGAAAGGGGAAAGGGAUAAAAACUUACCUUUUUCCAGCGCUGUGUGGAGAGCUCUCCUCCUUCUCUCCUCCUUCUCUCCUCCUCCGUUCCGCCCCGUCGGCUGAAUGCGCACGUGCGGCAAGAGCUGCGCGCGCAUUCAGCCGGUCGCAUAGGAAAGCAUUUACAAUGCUUUCUUAUGGACGCUGGCGUGCUCUCACUGUGAAAAUCACAGUGAGAAGCACGCAAGCGCCUCUAGUGGCUGUCAAUGAGACAGCCACUAGAGGAUUAGGGGGAAGGCUUAACCCAUUAAUAAACAUAGCAGUUUCUUUGAAACUGCUAUGUUUAUUAAAAAAUGGGUUAACCUUAGCUGGACCUGGCACCCAGACCACUUCAUUAAGCUGAAGUGGUCUGGGUGCCUAGAGUGGUCCUUUAAGCCUAAUACAUCUUAGAAUAUGGAGACCAACUGAUAGGAGAAAAGUGGACUCCAGUUGGACUCCAUAUUCUAAGAUGUAUUAGGCUUAAUAUUAGUGUCUGCUUAUCAUUUUAGCGGCUUGCUUGGUAGUUUAUCUUGUAAAGGGGAACAACCUUAGCAUUUUGUGUGAUUUUUAUUAUUUCUACAAUAAAGGGUUCAUGCCCAUACUUGGUGGAGCUGGUACCACCUACUCUGACCCAUUCCCCUAGCCCUAGAUUCAACGUUUUGGUUGAUCUACGAUUAAGGGGAAUUUCUCUGUUCUUUAUAUUUGGCAUUUGUUUAGUUUACCUAAAUCAUUUGCCAUUUGGCUUAUCCCUCCUGGAACAUCUGUUACAUAUCUUAGUAUCAUCAGCAAAAAGACAUGCCUUACAAUCAAGACCUUCUGCAAUAUCACUAAUAGAAAUAUUAGAGAGAAUGGGUCCAAGUACAGAUCCCUGAGGUACCCCACUGGUGACAAGCCCAUGCUUCGAAUAUACUCCAUUGACUACAACCCUCUGUUGCCUAUCACUCAGCCACUCCCUUAUCCAUUCAACAAUAUUGGAAUCCAAACUUAAAGAUUGCAGUUUAUUGAUAAACCUUCUAUGUGCAACAGUGUCAAAAGCCUUACUGAAAUCUAGGUAAGCAAUGUCUACUGCACCACCCUGAUAUAUUAUUUUAGUUACACAAUCAAAAAAAUCAAUAAGAAUAGUUUGGCAUGAUCUCCCUGAAGUUAACCCAUGUUGUCUCUGAUCUUAAAACCCAUGUGAUUUUAGAUGCUCAACAAUCCUAUCCUUUAACAUGGUUUCCAUCACUUUACCCACUACUAAAGUAAGGCUUACUGGCCUAUAGUUGCCCAACUCCUCUCUACUACCUUUCUUGUGAAAGGGCACAACAUUCGCUAACUUCCAACAAAAAAAUGUUUUGUCCCCUUUUUUUACUGACUGUGCUAUUUUCUCUUCUGUGUGUGAUUUGGAAGCUCUUAUAACUUGCUUAGCCUCUUUCUGCCUAAUCUUAUAGAUCUGUCUAUCUUCCUCACUCUGUUUAAAAAAAAAAAAAUAAGUACUAAACGCUAAAUUUUAGUUUUUGUUACUAUUUUUUCCACAUCUGCGGAGUACCACAGUGGUUUCUUGAAUUUUUUGCUUUUACUGACAAGCCUAAUGCAAUUUUAUGUUGCCUUCAGCAGUGCAACUUUUAAUUAAUCCCAUUUCGCUUGGACUCCAUUUAAAUUGCUCCAGUAUAUAAUAGGUUUCAAGCACAACGUGUGUAGUUACAAUGAAAAGAUAUACAGAUUAUACUAUUAACAUGAAUUUCUAAAGUUAGAUGAAAGUAGUAGGUGAAGUGCCGCAGGGUUAAUUUCUCUAGAAACAGUUUCUUAAAGUGGCACUCACCCCUUUGGGUAAUUGUAUAUUUUGCAAAGAUCCCCCAAGCCUUGUAUGGGGACACCUAAAAUAAGACGUGGAAAGGGAGGUCUACUUAUCUGAUCGCUUAUGGUGGGAUCAAUCUAUAUCAGACUAUAUGGUUUAUAUUUUCUCUGUAAUGGCACAAGUUGAUCUAAAACCAGUGUGAGAAUUGAGCAGAGACCCACCAAAGGGCAAGAUAGUUGAGUUGUAGGACCUAGACCUGAACUUGAAACACUCACAGGAAGUUCUUUUAUAAAGGAAAAAUAUAUAAUAAUGUAUCGACCUUGGAACUAGAUGGAUGCUCUCUGCUAGUGGAUAGCAGAACACCGUCCUAAUGCUCUAAUGAGACAGAGAGGGUAAUUUUUUUUAAACCCAUACAUACUAAUGAACCCUUAAUAGGGAACACAUGAUGUGGGCGGCAGCCUUGUAAAAAUUAACUUAAACUAUAUGUUGCCAGAUAGUAUUAUUUUCUAGUAAGUGUGAGGAACCAUUAUCCUGCUGCAGAAGAGGCAGUUUUUGGCCUGGGGAGAAAGCACAAAGUGUCCCUUUUGUGUUUAAAAGUCACAGAUCUCUUUGGAUGGUCCUACUGGGAGCUUGUGAUAAGUGGGUUUAACAGAUGAAGGAUGCUGAAGUCAUGACUUUUUUUUUCUGCAAGCUCUAUCAGUUUGGCCUGCAAAGUAUGAUGGAGCAGUCAUCGGGAACUGUGCAUGACUAAGAUUCACAGACUCUGCUUCCUACUGUGCCCAUUGCCACCAAUGACAACUGGUAUGUCUCUUUCACCCUAUGGUCACUUAUAAACACCUUCAGGGAUAUCAUGCAUACUCAUUAUGGUCCAACAAGCCAGUCAGCCCAAAUACAGUAGUCCGCUGUAAAGUAUUCCAGUAGACCAACGCUUCUGGAGAGCGUUGAGACUGAGGGUAAGCAGUCCAAGCACAAACCCAUACAGUUCCUGGAUAGCAAAAGCCCUACAAACUUAUUUCGUGCUGCCUCACUUAUGCAGAACAGCUCCAAAACACAUCCCAAUAGAAAUAAACAUAUACUUUUUUGUUUCUGUUGGUGAUUUUUUAGUGUUUGUGUAGGUCCUCCAGGUGAUUUGCUAGGUGGCUGACUCUACAUAUAAAUCUCAGCCCUCAUUUCACAGAAUCCUCUUGUUUUAGGGCAGGAUAACAUGCUCCCUGGCGUUUGCGGUGUCUAUUGCUACGAUUGGUUCGUUACAGUUUGGAUACAACACAGGAGUAAUCAACGCCCCCGAAAAGGUGAGAAUAAGGAAUGUACAACCAAAAAUUUACAUGUAGAAGUCCUUUAUGAAUGUAACAUGCAGCAUGCAUGUAAAUAUCAUGUGGACAUGACACAAAGAAACAUGCCUAGCCCUUUAUUAUGAAGGUAUAAAUAUAUAGGGUGAAUAUAAAUAUCAAGUCUGCAUAUUGAGAAUAAUACGCAGUGUGUGUGUCUGGGCAAAUGGCCUAUAAGGUGCAGUAUAAAUGUAAAAGUUAUGGAAGCAUACAGAGAUUAAUAUGAAAUGUACAUAUAUUUAUUAAGAUAUUACCACGUAUCUGUACAUUUAAAAAGUGUGUGUGUGUGUGUGUAUGUAGAGAUACUUGUUACUUUUAGAUAUGAUAAGCAACUGAAUGGCAGUUUUUUUAUGGGACAAAUUCUACUCCGUUACAAGAGAUAAACGUAUCUGAUCUAAUAGAAUUCAGCCCUUUAUAUGCAAUUUAAAUGUAAAAAAAAUAUGACUAUAAAAUGAAAGUGCACAUGUAAAUGCCAUUCAAACACUGAUCAGCCACAAUAUUAAAACCACCUGUCUAAUAUUGUGUAGGCCCCCCUCAUGCCGCCAAUACAGCUCUGAUGCAUCGAGGCAUGGACUUUACAAGACCUCUGAACGUGUCCUGUGGUAUCUGGCACCAAGUGAUUAGUAGCAGAUCCUACUGCCUAAUGCAUACAUACAUAAACACAUACUGCUUCAUACCUACAUCCUUACACACAUACUGCCUAAUACAUACAUUGUAAAUUGAAUACAUAAUUUAUCACUGUGAUAAAUGAUGUAUUUAAUGCACUUGGUGAAUUUAAUUUAUAAUAAGACUAGCACAGACGAGCAUACACACUUACUGACAAGCACACACACUGACAGAUGAGCACACACACAGACAGACAGACACACAGACGGACACUCUCUGACAUACAUACACUCACUGACAGACACACACACUCACUGACAGUCAAACACUCACACACUGACUGACACACACACUCACACAAUUUUAUUUUUUGAGGCCCAUCCAGCCUCCCUACUUCCCUGGGGUCCAGUGUAGGACAGCUCCUCACUCCUCCCACCCGCUGUUUAGUAUGCCAGGACCGGAAUGAUGUCAUAUUCCGACUCCCGGCAUCACAGACGCUGCACAAGGGAGGAAUGAGAAGCUGCAAAACAGCCUCCCUCGCUGCCCACAUAGCCACCGACGCUUGCCUGCCUUCUCCCCAUCUAGCAUUUAUUGUUAUUGAAAGGGCAGGCAGCUGCCAUCAAGGUCAGCAGCUGCCUGCUCUGCCUCCCUAGCAAGUACAGCUUUGAGGGUGCACAAAGGUGGCCAGAUGGCCACCUCCUGUUCCCCCUGUGACAGGGCUCCUCUUGGUGCUUCCACCGUCGGGCGCCUGGAGGAUUGGCCCGGCACUGGGGGGGAAGGGCGGCUCAAGAGCCGCUCGCUUAGUGCUGCGGCCCAAGAUAGGGGCAGCCCACCAGGAAACAUCCCGGUGGGCGCCCCCAGCAGGCUGGCACCCUAGGUGAAUACCUAAUAUGGUUGCGCCGGCCCUGUUUGGAACAGUGCAUUAUCCUGCUGAAAGAGCCCACUGCCAAUAGGGAACAAUAUUGCCAUGAAGGGGUGUGCGUGGUCUGUAACAAUCUCUAGGUAGGUGGGACAUGUCAAAGUAACAUCCACAUGAAUGCCAGGACACAAUGUUUCCUAGCAGAACAUUGCCCAGUGCACAACACUACACAGUCUGUAGCUAUGCAGCCUCAUAUGCAGAAAACUGGAAUGCAUUGUGUGUUCUGACCUUUCUAUCAUGGCCAGCAUCAUGUUUUUCAGCAAUAUGAGCUACAGUAGCUCUUCUGUGUGAUCGGACCAAACAGGCUAGUCUUUGCUCCCCAAAUGCAUCAAUAAGCCUUGUGCACCCAUGAUCCUUACUCCAGUUCACUGGUUGUCCUUCCUUGCACCACUUUUGGCAGGUACUUACCAUUGCAAACUAUGAACAUCUCACAAGACUUGUUGUUUCGUAGGUACUCUGACCCAGUCGUCUAGCCAUCACUAUUUGACCCUUUUCAAAGUCACUCACAUCUUUUGGCUUGCUCAUUUCUUCUGUUUCCAAAAUAUGAAAUUCAAGAACAGACUGUUCAUUGGCUGCCUAAUAUACCCCACCCCUUGACAGGUGCCAUUGUAAUGAUAUAAUCAAUGUUAUUCCCUUCAACUGCCAGUGGUUUUAAUGUUGUGGCUGAUCAGUGUAUGCCUAAAGAUUGAAAAGCAAUUGUGUAUUAUUUGAUUCAUUGAUUAGUGUCCAGUUUAAUUUAUUGAUCAGUGUUUUGUGCUAAAUGAUUACAGUAAAGCUUCAUUACUUAUCUAUGUUUUGUUGAGUUGUUUGAUAGUUUUGAUAGUUGAUUGAUCGUGGUUCUGUUUGAUUGAAUGUUUUUUUCAUCUCAGAUUAUCAAAUCAUUCUAUAACGAGACUUAUGAACGCCGAUACUCAAAGUUCAUAUCAGAUGGACUGCUCACAUCACUCUGGUCGCUGUCUGUUGCUAUUUUCUCUGUUGGGGGGAUGGUUGGCUCUCUCUCUGUUGGUUAUGUUGCAAAUCGAUUUGGCAGGUAAGGAAUUUCUUAAAUAACAUGCAGUCUGAAUGCUUAUAGGCUGGUGUUUCCUUAUAGAUCUUUAUACAGUUUAUCCAGAACAUAUGAACCAAACAAGCUUUUUUAGUGUGAGUGAGGAUCUUGACAAGCUAGGUUUAAGCAGAAUGUGGAAUUUCCAAUACAAUAUAAAAACUAAACAAACCUUUACAUCAUUGGUGUCACCUCCAAUCACCUUCUUGUGAGUAUUAAGGUCCAAUAUAAAAUAAAAUGGUAUGGGUCCACGAUAAAAAACAGACUUGAAGAUUUGUUUUGGACUGAACGCAAUUUGACUGAAUUUGGGCCAAUCGGGUGUUUGGAAGAAUUUCUGAAUUAUGAACCAAAAUAUACCCAAGCUACAAACUUAUCGAAAUACUCAAUGCUGAACAUGUUCGGCUGGGGAACUGUUGAAUUUCUCUCAUGGUGCCAAAAAAGAUAUGAUUAAAAGGAAACAAAGAUGACUGAUGCCUGCAGGACAGUCACUAAAUGUUGAUUUUAUUCACAGAUCAAAUAUUCAAGUGACCAAUAGAGGGGAAAAAUAUGUAUAUUUUAUAUAUUUAAUAAAUAUAUAGUAUAUAAAUAUAGAUUUUUUUUUUUUUUUACUGCUUCUCCUGUUUUCUCCUUUAUUUGUUACUUUUUUCUCGGUUGAUCUCUGAAUUAAAUGUCAAAUCUGGGAGCCAAAUGCUACUAUGAGUAAACUGCAAAAUAUAUACAUAUUAUAUUAUGUAUAUAUUUUGCAGCACACCGAUUGUACCAUUUUCACAUCUUUUGGUUUGAUCUUCUGAUUCUGUUCACAUCCGGCCAAGUGGAACCGACAUCUGGCCAAAAAAAAUCCAAAGCUUUCCAAUGGGAAGGCAUUGGUAGGCUAUUGCGCAUGCGUGGCACAAUGCCACUAUGUGCCAAUCAUCAUCCCCUUAUAGAUUUGCAUUAAAUCUAUACAUCUCUAUGGGUAAUUUUCAGCACCUCCAUGCUAAGUGUGGAGACUCUGUAAGACCCAGGAAGCACCUCUGGUGGCUGUCAGAGUGACAGCCACUACAGGUACUCCUAGGCAUCAAUGUUCCUUAAAAAUGCAAUGUUUACAUUAAAAAACCAUCAGGGACAGGCUGUAGACACCAGAACAACUACAUUUAUCUGUAGAUAUUACGGUGACUCUAGUGUCCUCCAUAAUUAACCCAUUGUAUAGGUAUACAGACUUCUUUCUCAGCAUACACAGAUCAAUCUAAAAUUAUAUCACUGAAUAUGUUCAGAGUAUGGCAUCUUUGUACAAAUACUUUGUCUUUAUAAUUUCUGUGUAUUCAACCAUGUUUCCUCAUGCUCUUUUUCCAGGAGGAACUCCAUGUUGUUGGUAAAUGUCACUGCCCUUUUGGGAGGAGCAUUCAUGGCCCUUUCCAAACUAGCCUGGUCCCCAGAGAUGCUGAUUAUUGGACGGUUUAUCAUUGGGGUAUUCUCUGGAUUUUGUACUGGUCUGGUGCCAAUGUACAUUGGAGAACUGGCACCCACCAGGUUACGUGGAGCUCUAGGCACUCUUAACCAGCUGGGCAUUGUGGUGGGAAUAUUGAUUGCACAGGUGAGUACCUGCUUAAUGGCAACUCUAUAGUCUGCUCUAGUAGCUCUUUCGCGCCCUCUAGAGUUACCUCUCUGGAACAGUGGAAGAAUGUAAUCUAAGCAGCCUUUUUUAACUUUGGAAGUAAGCAUGUGGUAUAUCGUAAAACACAUUUGUCACAAUAUAUGUAGAGAAAAAUCUGGAGACAGGUAUUCAUGAGAUGGACAAUUAUGUUAAGGAUUAUCUUUAUCUUGGUUUUGACUUCUUCUCAUCUCUCCCUUUUUCCAUGCAGAUUUUUGGACUUAGGUUUAUUUUGGGAUCUGAGCAAUUGUGGCCACUCUUAUUGGGCAUCACUUGCCUCCUGUCUAUAAUCCAAUGUGCACUUCUUCCAUUCUGUCCAGAGAGCCCUCGAUAUCUGCUCAUUAUUAAAGGCAAGACAGAGGAGGCCGAAGAAAGUGAGUAUAGAAACAACAAAUUACUGUUGUUACUAAUAGAAAAGUUGGGCAAAUUUCUACAGAAUGGAGCAAUCACCAUGGCGCUGGUGACUAAAUUAGUUUCCACUGUAACUGUCCAUUCUUUUGUAUUAGCAACACCGUCAUCAUAUAUGAUCACGACUCUCGUAAUUAAUAGCAAAAUAGCAGUCAGAUGUCUCCUUGGAUCAAGCAGUUAUUACCCUACUAAUUAGAAAUUAUAUCCAUGUAUUUUAUGGUUUUGCAAGUAUUUAUUCAAUUGCAGUCUAAACAUCUGUAUGGACUCUGAUAAAACCACCUCUUCAGGCAGAGAAUUCCAUAUCCUUAUUGCUCUUACUGUACAAAAAAACCUUUUCUUUGCCUUAGAUCAGGGGUUCUCAACCCAGUCCUCAGGACCCCCUACCAGUCCAGGAUUUGGGGAUUACCUGGGUGUGUCUCAGGUGUUUACAAAAAGGGAAAAAAACACCUUAGACUCUAAGGUGUUUUUUUUUCUUUUUCUAAACACCUUAGACACACCCAGGUAAUCCCUAAACCCUGGACUGGUAGGGGGUCCUGAGGACUAACGUUGAGAACCCCUGCCUUAGAUGAAAUCUCCUUUCUUCCAGCCUGAAUGUGUGACCUCAUGUCCUAUGUAUAGCCUUGUUUAUGAAUAGAUUUCCAGAUAAUGGUUUGUACUGGCCCCGAAUAUAUUUGUAUAAAGUUAUCAUAUCCCGUCUCAAGCCCUGUUUUUCCUGAUUUUAAUUUUUUAACCUUUCUUUGUAACUAAAAUGCUCCAUUCCUUUUAUCAAUUUUGUAGCUCGUCUCUGCACUUUUUCUAGUGCCAUGAUAUCCUUCUUUAGAACAGGUAGUAGAUUAUAUUCAGAUUAUUUUUCAAGAAUUACCUAGUAGAUUACAGCAGUGUAAAGAUAUAUGUAUUAUUAGCUAUUACUUAUCACUCAAAUUUGUAUGUUAUUGAUCUGAAGAAUUUUAUCAUGCUAACCUCAUUAUAUAACGUUCUAUAUCAUUUUAACUUUUAAUAUAUGCAAACGAUCAGAACAUGAAACAUUCCAGACAUACAAAAAUUGCUUGAUACUUAGACACAUUCUCUUUGGGAGGUCAAGGGUGUGUGCAUAUAUACACUUUUGAUCUUAACUAAAAGCUGUUUAAAACAUACAACAUAGACGACAUGAUGACUAUUUAAAAUAGUAUAAUGUGAAUUACACUGUAUUUUUUGUGUGUGUAUAUUUCCUUGUCUUGUAUUGUGUUUGUAUGCUAAUUGUAAGAAACAUUUUAUUAAAUAUUUAAGAGUAUGUGAAUACUUGAAACACAGGGAGUGAUGUUGUAUAAUUUUUAUAUGUGUCGUCAGUUCUAAAGAGGUUGCGUGGAACUCAUGAUGUGGUUAGUGACAUCAAUGAAAUGAAGGAAGAGGGUGAGAGAAUGGCUCAGGAGAAGCCGGUGUCCUUUGUGGAAUUAUUCCGUUCCAGGCAAUAUCGCCAGCCAAUAAUUAUCUCGAUUGUCCUCCAACUAUCACAGCAGCUGUCUGGAAUUAACGCUGUACGUAACCACUACUUCUUGGCCAACCAUGGCAGCAUUAACAAAUAGGUCGCCCCCCCCUCACAGCAGAUAGGACAGGAAAUCGUGUUUACUGUCCUCUAAAUAGCAUCAUCAUCCAAUAGAAACCUUUCAUGUGCCUCAGUAUAUCGGCUCCCGUAUUUAUCACUUGCUUGCAUGUUUAUGCUGCUAUGGUUAUAAAGAAAAAAUAUUCAUACUUACUGUCAUUUUAUUUUUUCUUAAUAAUAAAACUUUAUGUAUUCUUUCUUCUCUCUGUUUAUAUUAAAGGACAACUUUGGGCAACAUAAGGACUUUAUCACAAUGUCUGGAAGAGGUGCUUGUAGUCUUAACUUGGGGGGAUAAACCAUUUUUGAAUGAUGGUGAUUGGACAGCUGCGCAUACACAGCUGAUCUCCAAGGUGUCUCACUGACGCCUCCCUUAGUUAAGUAAAAUGCUACAAAACCUGUAAUCCAGUGUUGGGUCAGACUCCUCACAGCAGUCAGACUAUUGAAUCCAAUGGUUCUGUAUGAGAAAUGUUAGCUGACUGUGCGACGUGAAGUCGUUUGAAAUUGAAGGAUGUAAAGAAGUGGCUCUAUUGGACAACCAUCUGAAAGCCACUAGGGAAAAGUUCUCAGAAACGGCAAAAAAAAAAGCAGCAUACACGCACCAAAACCACUAUAUUAAGAUGUAGUGCCGGGGUGCCCAAAAGGUGGAUCCCCAGAUGUUUUAAAACUACAGCAUGCAAAGCAUCGUGGGAGUUGUAGUUCUACAACAUCUGGGGAUCUUCCUUUUGGGCAGUCCUGAUUGUAGUUGUUUGGUGCUUAGAGUAUCAGUUAAUGUUUUCUCUAUAUUCCUACUCUUUUCCUUUUACGUUAACAUGUGGUCUAUUCUUACUUUUCUCUUUACACUGACCUGAUCCCUUUAAAAAAAAUUUUUUUUUUUAAUGUAAACAAGUUAUCUCUCCCUCUGUUUUGACAAAUUGUAUAUGUGUUUCUUCUUCUUCUAUCCCUUUAAAUACUCUAAAUCCUAAUCCCAUGCCGUAUUCAUGUUGCCGUAGGUAUUCUACUAUUCCACCAGUAUAUUUGAAGAAGCUCGUAUUCCUCAACCAGUGUAUGCCACAAUUGGAGUCGGCAUAAUCAAUACUGUGUUUACUGUGGUGUCGGUGAGUGGGGUUUGUUUUACGAUCUGUGUGUAAGUUAUUCUAUCUUGGGACUGAAUGCCUACUCUUUUAAAGUUGUGUGAAAUAUCUGUCUGAAUCUAUUAAGAACUAACUUACUUUACCUGCCUGGCUGAUAUUCGUUGGGUAUAUUUAAAAAUAAUAACCGGCUAGUUGUUCAAAGUAUAGUAAGGGAGUUAACCACAACUCUUUAGACUUGGAUUUGACUGACAUAGAAUAAUUCAAAAAUGCAUUAUUUAAAAUAAAAAAUACAAAUGGAAAAAGCUCAACAGAGGUGCUGUAGUAGCCUGUCCACGUACUCACACCGUGAGUGGACUGGGCUUCUCUCUAGCCAGAGUUUUAUAGACCCCACACACAUAUGUUAAAUCCCAUUGAGAAAACCCCCCAGGAAAGAUAGAGAUAGGGGUGACUAGUGUCCAAUGCACAAAUGAUUUUGAACAAGGGAGGACAUCAAUAUGGGUCACAUUGUCAACUCUAGGGGUAGGCAACCUUUUGCACAUCUUCUCUGAUGCUUUCCCAGCAUUAUGACUGUAAGAGCAUUAUGGCAGAUGUAGUCCACAACAUCUGGAGUGCCGAAGGUUGUCUACUCCAUGUCUUCUAGGUGGUCCUAAGGUCCCCUAUUCUUUUCUUAGCCCUUUUUUCCUUCUAUAUUGUGUAGCUGCUUCAAGACGCAACUUCCAGACGAAAACAAAAGCAUCUGGUCUCCGCUGUAUUCCUUCCACCACUAUAAAAAGAUUUGAAACGGCAACUUGCAAAAUCGCAAUUACAGCACACUUUAUUUGUUUUUAAAUCUCUUUGUAAAUUGUAGCUCCCACCUUGAGAUCGCUAAAACGGAUAGUCGGACCACUUAAACUUGAAACUACAAAAAAAUCAAGUACAUGGUGUCAGGAUUACAGAAUGAUCCAGCACGUAGAAUUGUGUAACACAGAGGACUCAUGGGUAACGUAUACCGGACCUUAGAAUGGCCAGACUAACGUACCAAAGAAUAGUCAGGAAUAGCUGAGGUCAAGGGAAACAGAAAGAGACACAACGAUAAGGAAAAGCCAGGAGUCAGGGAUGCCAGAAAACAGGGAAGUCAAAAACAAUGCCAAAGUCAAAUAACCAGAAUUACCAGAAUCAAUAACGCGCUCUUAGACAACCAAAAGGGAAACCACGACAGGGCACUGAGCAGAAUGAGAACUGGGCCUAAAUACCCCUCCUCUAGAUCCGAUAGGCUGUAACCGGCCUUUGACCCCAAAGGCAGUUACCAGGUUUUUCCAUUUGCAUAAUUGCUGCUCAGCAUUAACCCUUCUGUGGAUUUGGUUGCUGCUCGGCACAACUUUUCCUGUGUGGACAGUAAAUGUCAUUAACCACAUUUUUAUAAGCCGAUGAAUAUGUGACACAUGGCGACCUUCACAGAUUCUCCCCCACUGCUCAUUCAAAAACUGCAUAAAUCCUUUAUUGUAAUCUUCACAUUAAUAUGAACUUUCCGCUGUAUGUCGAUUACAAGUUUUUAUUUUUAUGAACAGUGAAAGAUUUAUCCCGUUUUUGAACGAGUGGUGGUGGAGAAUCUAUGAAAAUUACUAUCUACUUGAUUUUUGGAGUUUCCUUCCAGUACUGCCUGCCAGGAUCCCUCAUUUGGGCCUUCAACCCCUAAAGUCCACGCUUGGGGUGCCCACGACCUGAACCUUCUUCAUCAUCGGACUCUUGUUUAACUAAAGUUUAUUCUGGUUAUUACACCAAUCAUUGAACAAUUGCGUCAAUCGCAAGAUAUUUGAUACAAAAAUUUGUAGUGCAGAAAUAUUUUGUCACAAUCAAAAUGUAGUAACAAUGAUCAUUUCGAAAAGUACACACUUUUGAAAGACUGGAAUUACACAAUUUCCUUUUUUCACAUACUAGCUGUCACAGAAAGGCAGUUAUCUGACGUGACUAAGUUAGAAAUGGGAAUAAAAAAGCCAAUCCACAGAAGCCGUGUGCGAUAUAGCAUUAUGAUGAAUUGGUUUUAUUUUAUCCCCCUUUGACUAUAAUAUCCCAAUUGAUUAAAGUGACUCUAACAUUGCUCUCUAGCAGCAAUCUUGUACAUGGUCCACAAUGACUGAGCUGUCAAAGCAAUAUGUGAACUAACAUACAAGGUCCCUUAACUCUUUGUGUGUCUUCAUAUCCAGUAAUGUGCCUGUCAGUGUACAUUAUGUAUUAAAUGGUAUGUAUAUAUUGUUUUUGCUGAAGCACACAGUACAGUAAGUGUCUACAUGUGCCUUUGUGUGUGCAGAUUAUGAUUACACAAGAUGUACAUUGUUGUCUAUGUGUAUACAAACUGUACAUUGGGUUUAUAUACAAAGGUUAAAAAUACAUGGGAUGUACAUUGCUCUAUAUGGGUAUGCACACUGUGUACUGGGCUUAUACAUGGAGGUUAUUAGUAGUUGGGAUGUAGAUUGUGUAUAUGGGUAUGCAGACUAUAUAUUGGAUUUAUAUAUGGAGAUUAUCAGUAUAUGGGACGUAGUUGCUGUAUAUGGGUAUUCAUUGUGUACUGGUUUUAUAUAUGGAGGUUAUUAGUAUAUGGGACAUAGUUGCUGUAUAUGGGUAUUCAUUGUGUACUGGUUUUAUAUAUGGAGGUUAUUAGUAUGGGGUAUGUAGUUGCUGUAUAUGGGUAUACAGACAGUGUACUGGGCUUAUAUAUGGAGGUUAUUAGUAUAUGGUAUGUAGUUGCUGUAUAUGGUAUACAGACUGUGUAAUAGGUUUAUAUAUGGAGGUUUUUAGUAUAUGGUAUGUAGUUGCUGUAUAUGGAUAUACAGACUGUGUAAUAGGUUUAUAUAUUGAGAUUAUUAGUAUAUGGGACGUAGUUGCUGUAUAUGGGUAUACAGACUGUGUACUAGGUUUAUAUAUGGAGGUUAUUAGUAUAUGGAACGUAGUUGUUGUAUAUGAAUAUACAGACUGUGUACUAGGUUUAUAUAUGGAGGUUAUUAAUAUAUGGUAUGUACAGACUAUGUACUAGGUUUAUAUAUGGAGAUUAUUAGUAUAUGGGAUGUAGUUGCUGUAUAUGGGUAUACAGACUGUGUAAUAGCUUUAUAUAUGGAGGUUAUUAGUAUAUGGUAUGUAGUUGCUGUAUAUGGAUAUACAGACUGUGUAAUAGGUUUAUAUAUGGAGAUUAUUAGUAUACGGGACGUAGUUGCUGUAUAUGGGUAUACAGACUGUGUACUAGGUUUAUAUAUGGAGAUUAUUAGUAUAUGGUAUGUAGUUGCUGUAUAUGGAUAUACAGACUGUGUACUGGGUUUAUAUGGAGGUUAUAAGUAUAUGGGACGUAGUUGCUGUAUAUGUGUAUACAGACUGUGUACUGGGCUUAUAUAUGGAGGUUAUAAGUAUAUGGGACGUAGUUGCUGUAUAUGUGUAUACAGACUGUGUACUGGGCUUAUAUAUGGAGGUAUAAGUAUAUGGGACGUAGUUGCUGUAUAUGUGUAUACAGACUGUGUACUGGGCUUAUAUAUGGAGGUAUAAGUAUAUGGGACGUAGUUGCUGUAUAUGGGUAUACAGACUGUGUAAUAGGUUUAUAUAUGGAGAUUAUUAGUAUAUGGUAUGUAGUUGCUGUAUAUGGGUAUACAGACUGUGUAAUAGGUUUAUAUAUGGAGGUUAUUAGUAUACGGGACAUAGUUGCUGUAUAUGGGUAUACAGACUGUGUACUAGGUUUAUAUAUGGAGGUUAUUAGUAUACGGAACGCAGUUGUUGUAUAUGGAUAUACAGCCUGUGUACUAGGUUUAUAUAUGGAGGUUAUUAAUAUAUGGUAUGUACAGACUAUGUACUAGGUUUAUAUAUGGAGAUUAUUAGUAUACGGGACAUAGUUGCUGUAUAUGGGUAUACAGACUGUUAACUGGGUUUAUACAUGGAGGUUAUUAGUAUAUGGGACAUAGUUGCUGUAUAUGGGUAUAUAGACUGUGUACUGUGUUUAUAUAUGGAGGUUAUUAGUAUACGGGACAUAGUUGCUGUAUAUGGGUAUACAGACUGUGUACUAGGUUUAUAUAUGGAGGUUAUUAGUAUACGGAACGCAGUUGUUGUAUAUGGAUAUACAGCCUGUGUACUAGGUUUAUAUAUGGAGGUUAUUAAUAUAUGGUAUGUACAGACUAUGUACUAGGUUUAUAUAUGGAGAUUAUUAGUAUACGGGACAUAGUUGCUGUAUAUGGGUAUACAGACUGUUAACUGGGUUUAUACAUGGAGGUUAUUAGUAUAUGGGACAUAGUUGCUGUAUAUGGGUAUAUAGACUGUGUACUGUGUUUAUAUAUGAAGGUUAUUAGUAUAUGGUAUGUAGUUGCUGUAUACGGAUAUACAGACUGUGUAAUAGCUUUAUGUGGCAAACCUAGCCACUUGGACAAUAUACAGAGACUAUGGCUUUAAGGGUUGCCUGUGUAGUUCUUGUAAUGUUAUAUGUUCCUGAGUGUAAUGUACUGUGACCGUAUGCUUGUAUUGCCUGUAUGGGCUAUCUGCCGAAAGCAGAUAGCUGGAUUUCCCUUUGUUUCACGAACAGCGCCUUUGCAGGCUGUUCGUGAACCAAAUGAACUAUCCUGCAAUAGCCCACACACUAAGAGACGUGUGGUGCUUGUUAACCAAUUGCAACAAUGUUGCAAUCGCUAAUUAGAGGCUCUCCUAGGUGGCCGUCGUUCGACUACCGACCACGCGGCGGUCGGCCAUCUUGGAUCCUUUGUUUCUCCAGCGGUGUUUGGUCGUCGAGCGCAUGGUACAAAAACCGGCUACUCGACGGCGCGAACACCGCUGGACUUCCAGGCCGUUCAGGAGUUCCGGGCCGUUCGGUAUUUUAUUCCCCGUAAGCCAAGUCUUUUGAAUGCAUGUUUUGAUGAAUAUGUUUUUCGUGUGGCGUUCGGUUGUUUUAGCUGGGAUCUGAGCAGUAAUCUCACGAAUUAUGCGCUCAGACCCCAGCUAUCUACCGAACAUCCAUUCGUGCAAAUCAACCCAAUAUUCGAAAAGUUAUGCAUUUUAAUAUAAAUUGCCGGUUCUGCUGCACGGAGGGAUAAUCCACUUAACUGUACAUUCCAGUGGGAGUGUCCCUCUCGUGCAGCAGUGCCUGAUGGGAGAAAUGCUCUGUACAUUAAGUUUCCCAUGUAGUCCACUCCUGUAAUGCCCCUGUGAUCUGACUCAGGAAACCCCUUGCAUGGGGAAUUGUAUAAAUUCUGGAGCCUGUGAAUAAAGCCUCAGUUGACUCUCAGAACUGUGUUUCGUCCGGUUACUGGGAGAUUUGGGAUAUUGCCUUACUUUUCAGCGCUUGACUGUGGAUUACCUUCUUAACCAGCAGAGAUCGUGGGAUUUAAUAUUGCCACUCCGCUACAGUUUAUAUAUGGAGGUUAUUAGUAUGUGGGACGUAGUUGCUGUAUAUGGGUAUACAGACUGUGUACUGGGUUUAUAUAUGGAGGUUAUAAGUAUAUGGGACGUAGUUGCUGUAUAUGUGUAUACAGACUGUGUACUGGGCUUAUAUAUGGAGGUAUAAGUAUAUGGGACGUAGUUGCUGUAUAUGUGUAUACAGACCGUGUACUGGGCUUAUAUAUGGAGGUAUAAGUAUAUGGGACAUAGUUGCUGUAUAUGGGUAUACAGACUGUAUACUGGGUUUAUAUAUGGAGGUUAUUAGUAUAUGGGAUGAAGUUGCUGUAUAUGUGUAUACAGACUGUGUACUGGGCUUAUAUGUGGAGGUAUAAGUAUAUGGGACGUAGUUGCUGUAUAUGUGUAUACAGACUGUGUACUGGGCUUAUAUAUGGAGGUAUAAGUAUAUGGGACAUAGUUGCUGUAUAUGGGUAUACAGACUGUAUACUGGGUUUAUAUAUGGAGGUUAUUAGUAUAUGGGAUGAAGUUGCUGUAUAUGGGUAUACAGACUGUGUACUAGGUUUAUAUAUGGAGGUUAUUAGUAUAUGGUAUGUAGUUGCUAUAUAUGGAUAUACAGUGUAUACUGGGUUUAUAUACGGAGGUUAUAAGUAUAUGGGAUGUAGUUGUUGUAUAUGAGUAUAUAGUCUGCAUGAUGAAUGUAGUUAUAAACAGCUAAUUAUUCUCUAUUCAUUUCAGUUGUUCCUGGUAGAACGGGCUGGUCGCCGCACUCUGCAUCUCAUAGGUCUUGGAGGAAUGGCUGUGUGUGCUGUCAUAAUGACAAUUGCUCUCAAACUUGGGGUAAGGUCAUUCAAUAAAGUAAGAUGUGUUCUCUGCUGCUGAACCCUUAUUUUAGCUCUAUUUAGUGAACCUGAAUCACCUUCAUUCUGCACCAUGGUUUCAAACAUGAAAUGUCUUUCUAACUGACUGCUCUGCAAGCCUUUACUCAUUUGCACUUUAUACACCCCGUACAACUAUUCCCUAUACAGCCUGCACCUUAUUUAAAUUCCUCUCCAUACAGCCUGCACCUUAUUUAAAUUCCUCUCCAUACAGCCUGCACCUCCUUUCUAUUCUUAUCUCUGCUGCCUGCACCCGCAUUCAGCUCUGCUGUGUACAACAUGCCAUCCUUUUUAAUUCAUUCCUUUCAAACUCUUAUUUAUGCAACCUGCACAAUCUUUUAAUAUUUAUUUAUCAAGCCGUUUUCCAUGCCUCUACUGCUUCCUCCACCCCCAGUGGUGGGAUGGAGGUAAUACAAGUAAGAGCACUAGUGGGUCUGCUCCUGAGCCCUGGUCCUAAUUACUUUAUGUCAAGCGUGUGCCCAAUUCCUGCAGACCUGAUAAUAUCCCUGACCCUCUGCUAAUUGAGACCAAGGAAUGCCGAUGUUUAAAUUAGACUUCAAUAAGCAGUUAGUAUAGCCUAUUUAAAAUACAAAAAAUAAAAAUAUUCUAACCAGGACGGGGUGGUCCAAAACAUAACGCAUCAAAGUCUGGUGCUAUCUUAAAAUAAGCAAAUAAUACUAAUGGGAAAAACAAGAUAAAACCAAACUGUGGCACAAUAAAAAAAAUAAUCCAGAUCCUUCAGACUUUUGGCAGGAAUACACAAGAAUAAAAGCUGUUUAAGUACCUUUUCUGGCUUGAAUAGUCUUUUUAAUAGACUAACACUGUAACCGAUAUGACUAGGCAAGUUGUGCAGGAGUCAGACUUGCCUGAGAAUGCACAGACAUUUGUUGGUUUUGGAAACCAAUCAGCCACAGCCCACUGAAGAUGUUAACUAUUUCAGACCUGAUGUUAACUAUUUCAGACCUGAUGUUAACUAUUUCAGACCUGAGGAUUGGGGAUCCCCUGGCUCUAUUGUAUGAGGGGAUUGAAGGUAUUUAUAGGGCGAGGGACUUAGGAACCCUGUGGGCCUUAAGCUGUAAGGACUGGAUAUUCUAGUCCAUUAUUAAUUAGCUAGAGGGCUUAGGGACCAAGAUUUGGAGAAAAGGGUAGGGGUCAUUAACUAGAUCCCAGCUCUGAUAACUUUUCCAUUUACCUCCUUGAUCACAUGGUGGAGAAAGAAGGGAAGCAAGGGAAGUGGUCUCACAUGGUUAAUAGUAAGGUAUCGGGAACAUAAAAAUUGUGAGAAGACUGGAACUACAGCUAGUUCUUGUCUUCCUACAAUUUUUAAUUGGAGUAUCCGUAUGAAUAUGGAGCAGCUUUAUGGUACUCCAUAGUCACCUUAGAUUUCACUGCGGGAAGCUGAAAACUAUGUAGAGUUGAAAAUGUUUUAUAUAUAAAGCAUUAAACAUGUAGGUCAUCUACUGCCUGGGAGUAUCUCUUUAUAUAGGGACAUAUUGAAAGAGAAAGGAGAUGGCAAACAGUAUAGAAACAUUCAAGCACAUUCAGGGCACAACUUGAAGAAAACCUUUCUAAGACAACAGCCAUUAUCUCGGAAUCUUUACAAAAUACUUUGGAAUUAUUUAAACAGAAUGCAAAAUGCUAUUAGUAGAACAUACUUUGCAUGAAACAGCACGAUAUCAAUAAAUAUUCUUAUCAUGUCUAUCCAUAACUAAUCUAGAGUUGGGUUUGGGAAGGUAGAUUCCCAAACCACCAGCAUAUAUUGAAAAAUAAGUCUUUAAGUCUAGUUCCCAUUCUCCUCUCAAUUAUCAAUUUUUUGACUAUGUACUCUUUACUGAUAAUCCUCCCAUUUUAUACUACUCACACAUAUGUCAAACCCCAACAUCUUACAUUCCUUUGUGUCUUUUACUCUUGGUCUUUGGCCUUCUGUCACCAUUUAUUCUUUCCUAACACUUUAUUUUAUUUUGGCAAAUAGGAGCAAAUCUUAGGAUGGAACUAUGUCAGCAUUGUGGCCAUCUUUGGAUUUGUGGCUCUGUUUGAAGUUGGUCCAGGACCCAUACCUUGGUUUAUUGUAGCUGAGCUUUUCAGUCAAGGUCCACGUCCGGCAGCCAUGGCUGUCUCUGGUUGCUCCAACUGGACGGCAAACUUUCUUGUGGGAAUGCUAUUCCCAUAUGCAGCGGUGAGUUGGGGACAGAGGUAACAGGGGUUGGGUGGGGAAAAGAGUGAGGGCAACUGAAAGAAUGAUAAGAAAUAGAAAGUGUCAAACAAAGAUGAAUAAAAUCAGAACAACUGAUUGGAUGAACCUUGGAAGACCGGUAAAGGAACAGUAAGAAAAUGUUAAUAGAAAUGAUAAAAUUGUGUAAUUACCACUAGGGAAGACACUGGUAGCAUAAAUAAAUAGACACGAGUCCUCUUGUGACUACUUUAUAGGCAGGUCAUGAGUACAGGCAGUUAAAAUUAAAAAAAAAAAAUGUGGACAAGCUGAGAUGUCUCUUUAUUUUUAUUGAUUUUGUUAUUUUGACUAAUAGUUCAGUUAAAGGACCACUAUAGGCACCCAGACCACUUCAGCUUAAUGUGAAGUGGUCUGGGUGCCUGGUCCAGUUAGGGUUAACCCUUUUUUUUAAUAAACAUAGUAGUUUCAGAGAAACUGCUAUGUUUACACUGAGGGUUAAUCCAGCCUCUAGAGCCUCUAGUGGCUGUCUCAUUGACAGCCGCUAGAGGCGCUUGCGUGCUUCUCACUGUGAAAAUCACAGUGAGAAAACGCCAACGUCCAUAGGAAAGCAUUGUAAAUGCUUUCCUAUGAACUGGCUGAAUGCGCGUGCGGCUCCUGCCGCGCAUGCGCAUUCAGCCGAUGACGUCGCUAGGAGGGAGGAGAGGAGGAGAAAAGCUCCCCGCCCGGCGCUGGAGAAAGGUAAGAUUUUAACCCCUUCCUCUCUCCAGAGGCCGGCGGGAGGGGGACCCUGAGAGUAUGUUUUCCUGGCACUAUAGUGGUCCUUUAAGGGAAACAAUAUUAAUUUAAAAUGUAUUUUUUUUUUGUUGUUGUUAUUUUAACAUCAUACUUUGUAAAUGAUCACAAUAACAUGGUGAAUUUAUAAGGAAAAUCAAAUAAAAAUUGUCAUGGGCUCUGUACAGACACUUAAUUUUUAAUAAAGUAAUUUUAGCAGCCUAAGGACAUCUUUACAGACCAUUGACAGGAACAUGCUAUUCUCAGAAAAAAACAACCCAUAGAUUACAAGUGAAAUAUCUUACAAAUAAUAGAGAAUAGGAUUAAAGUCAAUGUAGUUUUAAAAAUAAGGCUGAUCAGGUACUAAAUGGAAAGUACAUUGCAUUUAAAUAAAAUAUACAGGUUAGGCACAUCAACAAUUUUAUUGAAAAAACAAAAAUAAAGAAACAAAAAUGCACAAUAAGAUUUAAAAUAGAAAAUGAAAGACUCGUAGUUAUAAAGGGGAAUAUCUUAACCAAUUAUUUGUGAAUAAUUGCAGAUAAUAACUGUGUGUUUAAGCUUAAAAAAGUUAAACGGACUGUGCAAUUUUGUUCACUAUUUCUCCAGAUCACAUUAUAAAAAUCCAGAUAAAAAGCAAAAAGGUGGAAUGCAAAAUUAAUAAAAAUUUUAAAAAAUUAGCCAAUAGGAACGUUUUGAAUUUGAGUAAUUUUCACUGGAAGAGUUGUCCGUAAUAGCAUUACAAAAAAUAUGGCACCUAGCCAAUAAAAAAAAAUACCUUUGGUGAUAUGUUCAUUGACAGAAAUAUACAAAGGACACAAGGUCAUCAAAUGAGGCAAGAAAAAUUUAAUCUAGAGUCAGAUUCAAUAGUUACUAAAAAAAAGGAUAGAUACAUAUUGCAGAAAACAUAGUUAUAAUAAUUAAUAUGCAUGCUAUUAUAUAUAAUAAACAUUGAUACAGGGUGAAAUGCCAUUUUGGAGUCAAGAAGAAAUGAAUUAUCAUUUUUGAGACAUAAUAGAAAUUGGCUUUAAUGUGUGUGGUUUAUUUUGUUGUUUUUUUUUGCUUUCCUUUGGAUCAACAGCAGCAACAGAGAUCUGUAUGAAGGACCUAAUUUUAUUUAUUUUUUUGCUCAAAUAAACAUGUUAUUAUUACUUUUUAUGUAUGAGUGAGAGGAGAUAGGCAAAGCAUGAUAGAAUAUGGGGAUUUAAAAAAUCUGUACAAGUUGCUAAUUUUCUUUCCGCAUUCCCUGCAGAUUGGCUGUGGUCCUUAUGUGUUCCUAAUCUUUGUGGUUCUACUUAUUAUUUUCUUCAUCUUCACCUUCUUCAAAGUCCCAGAGACGAGGGGACGGACAUUCGAGGAGAUUGCAAAAGACUUUCAGAGCUCAAAAGAUGAUUCUAAGGCAAAGAGGGACAGUGUGGAACUAACAGGGGUUAAAGUACCCCAGAGUGGACCAGAGUAAGAAGGAGAAACAGUUAAAUAUCACCCCCCCCACCUCCCUCCCCCCCACCACCAUCUCUGAACUGCUGAACGUUUCAUUAUUCACUCCAACACUAAGUGGGCCGCAGAGGAUCUUAUGUGGCUACAGUCCUCCACACAGAAUUUAAGUUUUGAGAACAGUUUACAAUUCUUUGGGAUCAUCCAGGAGAGAGAAUGUGAACAAUUUUAGAGUACUUUGAGAUUAAUGAGAGAAAUAAUGUAUAGGUCUCUUUGAACAAGUGUAAGAUAAUGUGUUGUGUAUAGACAAAAGGGAACAAUGGACAGAUAUCUGGGAAAAGGUCAGAGAAGAUGGGGUGAUGUCUCUGGGGACAAGAUGGGGUGAUAUACUGGUUUCUGGGAAUAGGAGGAAGACAAUACGCAGGACUCAACAAGCAACGAGAAUAUGAUGUAUUGCACACUGAGAACAAAUAAAAGGCAAUGUAUGGGUCCAUGGGAACACAUGAGUAGGCCACUGGGAACAAAGGGAAAAUAAUUUAUUGCUCUUAGGAAAAAAAGAGGGGAAUUAUUAAAGGUUAAUUAGAAUAAAAUGUAGAUGACAUGCAAGCCACUGAAACUAGGGGGACUUUAUAUGAUUAUUUCUGCAUACAGGAGGAGGCAAUGUGCCCAAAUCUGGGUACAAUGUAGUUGAGGUUGUAUGAAGAAUAUAAUAUAGCCCCUGCGGACAAGGGUAGAGAGAUAAUGUGCAGGUCACUGUAAACAAUGGGUUAAUUAAUGUAAAGUUCAAUGGGAAUAAGGGACACUUAACAGAAAGGUCUCUACGAACAUGUGCGAGAUAACUUGUGGUCUAGGUUAAUAAAGUCCUUUUUGGUUGUUCUGUGAAAGAUAUGUAGUGUAGGUCUGUGAGGAAACAAAGAAACAUUACGUCAAAACAAAGUGAGAUAAUAUACAGGUCGCUGGGAACAAACUUAGAGAGCUAAUGUGCAGGUGCAGGAGAAAAUGGGAGACAGGUAACCCUGUAAACAAUAAGGGAUAAACCACAAGGCUGAAGAAACAUGAACAAGGCUGGAUAAAUCAUGUGCUGGUGUCUAUGGUGCAAUGUGUAGAUAUGGAAAAAAAUGUUAGACAAUGGACUUGUCUUCCGAAAGGAAAUGGGGUCAAUAGUUGAUUCUUUUGGAUGAAGGGAGAAUGCCCCAGUCUCUGAAAAUGGGAAGAACCAAGUGCAGAGUUUAGAGAGAUGACGUGGCAGUCCAUUGGAACAAGUUGGAAAUGAUGUGCAGUUCUCUGGAUACAAGUCAUUACCAGAUGCUUGGGGGCAAGGGGAAAACAACUUGCAUUAUGGGAAGCUUCUCAUAGUGUUCUUUUCCAAAAAUUGAUGCAAAAAUGUGAAAGAGGAGAAAGUCACCAAUGGAAUGUGCAGCUGGUCUCACUAGUUUCCAUGGUGCCUGCCCCACAUUUAGUACUUUAGAACAGGUUUUAGAACGGAAACUUUGAUAAAUACCCCCUAAUAUUAUCAGGUAAGGAGAGUGACUGGUAAAAUUUUCAGGGCAUUAAAGAGAAAGUGCAGUUUUUCUGGCUCUCAGGGUAAAUGGGCAUUUUUCAAUAUUCUCAGGCAAAAGAUACAGAUUCUCAGGAUCAUUCCAUCUAGGGGCUGGCUAGCUUUUACUCUGGAACAAUUUGAUUAUAUUUAAUUACAUUUUAACAUAUCUGAUUUGUAUAUUUUUCUAAUUUGUGAUUUUUAUGGUAUGUUACAGACAUUAUAUUAUUAUUAUAUACAUUAAAGUAAUGUUUUGUAAAGUGAAUAUUUUCACGAAGACCAGUAUUAGGAGUAGUUGGGUGGCCCACUUGGCAACUAUUUUUGGUAUGGUAAUAUUUUGAAGAAUCUCUUGGUAGACUGAUUUUAAAUGUUUACAGAUAUAAAGCCUCAGAAAUUAGAAGAGGUAGGGGUGAUACUGUUUCUAGAAAUAUACGCUUAACAUAUUAGUGGGUUAGGACUGUGAUGUUAGUCUCUGAUCUUAACCUGCUAACCACAUUCUUGUCAACCUGCAAUAGCUGAAUUGAAUGAUGAUAGUGGGAGUAAAAUCAUGAACGGGUAUUUGUAAUGAUUUUACCUUUACUCCUAACACUGGAACCGAUGUGGUGAAUGAAAGAAGGCACAAUACGUAAUAAUCACUCAUACUCUGAAGAAGAAAAUCCCUUAACAUAUUCACUGUGUUUGUACAGUAUGUAUGAAUUUUUGUUAUAAAACUAUAUAAAUUAAAUCUAAAAUUAUAGUGACGUGUGGUUGC
This is a messenger RNA of Pelobates cultripes (western spadefoot toad), 28171 nucleotides long. Lineage: Eukaryota; Metazoa; Chordata; Amphibia; Anura; Pelobatidae. The record is from the annotation of a GenBank genome assembly.